UAUGAGUGUAUAGCAAAAUAGUGAGAACAGCAAUAUGGAUGGAGCGAUGAGGAAACCGUUCAUAAUCAAGCAAACAAACAGUAUUUCAGAUCAACAAACACAAGUUGAAGGUGGGUUAUUGAAAGAAAACAAAGAAAGUCUAUGGAUGGUAUACUUCAGCACUUUUGUUUCGAUUUGGGGCUCUUUUGAGUAUGGUACGUGUAGGGUACUCAUCACCUACUCAAGCUGCAAUCACAGAGGAGCUUAAUCUAUCUCUAGCAGAGUACUCAGUAUUUGGCUCUAUAUUGACUAUUGGUGCAAUGGUUGGUGCAAUCACAAGUGGAUCAAUUGCUGAUUUCAUCGGUCGAAAAGGGGCAAUGAGAAUGUCAAGUGCUUUUUGCAUUACAGGAUGGCUUUCCAUAUAUUUUGCUAAGGACGCACUGGCACUCGAUGUUGGAAGACUUGCUACGGGAUAUGGAAUGGGAGUCUUUUCCUACAUGGUGCACUCUUUAGUUCCCUAAAUAUCGAAUAAUUUUAUUUGGUAAGUCCAACCUAAAGAUCGAAUAAGCAUUAUCAGAGCAUAACAAGCAAAUGGAUGAAACAGGUACCUAUUUU
Messenger RNA from Papaver somniferum (opium poppy), 594 nucleotides. RefSeq names its product sugar transporter ERD6-like 7. The transcript has 5 exons. Lineage: Eukaryota; Viridiplantae; Streptophyta; Magnoliopsida; Ranunculales; Papaveraceae. The record is from RefSeq and is a predicted model, not a curated record. Gene Ontology annotation, molecular function: transmembrane transporter activity. Bases 192 to 500 code for a protein of 102 amino acids. Gene Ontology annotation, cellular component: membrane. Gene Ontology annotation, biological process: transmembrane transport.